Molecule: messenger RNA, 2058 nt
Organism: Eupeodes corollae
Lineage: Eukaryota; Metazoa; Arthropoda; Insecta; Diptera; Syrphidae
Gene: CCT5
Product: T-complex protein 1 subunit epsilon
Exons: 4
Coding region: 167-1795 (542 amino acids)
Biological process (GO): protein folding
Cellular component (GO): chaperonin-containing T-complex
Molecular function (GO): ATP binding; ATP hydrolysis activity; ATP-dependent protein folding chaperone
Source: RefSeq, a predicted model, not a curated record
ACAAGCUUCCACUGCCGUUUAAUUUUUUUUCGCUUGUCUCUCUUGUGAAUUUUCUUGUCUCUUGUGUUCUGCCGAGUUUAUUCGUUCGAGAUAGAUUGUUGUAAAAUAUCAGUGAAUAAAAUCCGUGAAUAUUUAAAUAAUCCUUUGUGAUUUUAAUUAUCAAAAAAUGAGUGGAUUUCCGGGGACAUUCGCUUUCGACGAAUAUGGCAGACCUUUUAUAAUUUUGCGUGAUCAAGAGAAUCAAAAACGCAUAACAGGCACCGAUGCAAUUAAGACGCACAUUUUGGCUGCCCGUCAAAUAGCAUCGACUCUGAAGACAUCCCUAGGGCCCAAAGGUCUGGACAAGAUCAUGGUUAGUCCAGAUGGUGAUGUCACAGUAACCAAUGACGGUGCUACGAUUCUGAAGCUGAUGGAUGUCGAGCAUGAGAUUGGUAAAUUGAUGGUUCAGUUGAGUCAAUCGCAGGACGAUGAAAUUGGCGAUGGAACCACUGGUGUAGUAGUCUUGGCUGGAGCCUUGCUCGAACAAGCCGAGAGUCUAAUCGAUCGUGGAAUCCAUCCAAUUCGUAUUGCCGAUGGUUUUGAAUUGGCUGCGCAGUGCGCUGUCAAGCAAUUGGAAUCAAUUGCCGAGCCUUUUCCCAUCGAUCCCAAGAACAAGGAACCUCUCAUCCAGGUUGCGAUGACAACUUUGGGCAGCAAGAUUGUCAAUAAGUGCCAUCGACAAAUGGCCGAGAUGGCAGUUGAUGCCGUCCUCAAUGUGGCUGACAUCGAAGCCAAGGACGUAAACUUCGAGUUGAUCAAGAUCGAGACUAAGGUCGGCGGAAGGAUGGAAGAUUCGAUGUUGGUAAAAGGUGUUGUCGUGGACAAGACCAUGAGCCACGCCCAGAUGCCAAAAUUAUUGAAGGAUGUCAAAUUGGCCAUCCUCACCUGUCCAUUUGAACCACCAAAGCCCAAGACCAAGCAUAAGUUGGAUGUCACCUCAGCUGAGGACUACAAAGCGCUGAGGGCCUAUGAAGCCGAGAAGUUCGCCGAUAUGGUGAAGAAGGUCAAAGAUGCCGGAGCAACUUUAGCCAUCUGUCAGUGGGGCUUCGAUGAUGAAGCCAAUCACUUGCUUCUGCAACACAAUCUGCCUGCUGUGCGUUGGGUCGGAGGACCUGAAAUAGAGUUGAUUGCCAUUGCUACCGGUGGGCGUAUUGUGCCGCGUUUCGAAGAACUCUCAGCCGAGAAACUUGGCAAGGCUGGUCUUGUCAGGGAAAUGUCAUUCGGAACAUCCAAGGAUAAGAUGUUGGUAAUCGAGGAGUGCCUCAACUCAAAGGCGGUUACAAUUUUCCUUCGUGGGGGCAAUGAAAUGAUCAUUGCCGAGUCCAAACGUUCCAUCCACGAUGCUAUCUGUGUCGUUCGUUCAUUAAUCAAGGAUUCUCGUAUUGUUUAUGGAGGAGGUGCCGCUGAGAUCAGUUGCUCCUUGGCUGUGGCUAAGGAAGCCGAUCAACUUUCAACUUUGGAGCAGUACGCUUUCCGUUCGUUUGCUAUUGCCUUGGAAAACAUUCCAUUGGCGUUGGCCGAAAACAGCGGUCUUCAUCCAAUUGAGACCCUCUCCGAGUUGAAAUCCCGCCAGGUUGUCGAGAAGUUACCCAGUCUGGGUGUGGAUUGCAUGCUGACAGGUGAUUCUGACAUGAAGAACCAUCAUGUUAUCGAGUCUCUGAAUUCCAAGAAACAACAGAUCCUCUUGGCCACACAGCUGGUUAAGAUGAUCCUUAAGAUCGACGAUGUGCGAACAAAACAAGAUAAUGAGUACUAGUUUUCAUAUUAGACUUGUCCUGUUCUUGUUCUCAUUUUUGUGUACUCUUCACUUCAUUCAUUAAUAUUGUUCAAGGCGUUUUUGUUUUUCUUAUUCUCGAGGAAAUAAAGAACUUGGAAAAGACCACACAUAAAGCUAACAAUUUUGUAAUCAUCUUUUGAAUCAGCUCGCAAAUUAUUUCUCCUUUCUUUUUAAAUCAUUAUUAAACAUUCACAUUAAACAGAAAAAAAGAAGAACUAAUAAAAAAUACUAAAAUUGAAAAA